AUGCCUCCUCUCAACCUAUCGCGCGUUUCUGAGAUGCUUCAGCGACUUCAGAAUACCUUCGAGGAGGAGUCGCAACAAGCUGGCCCUCGGUGGCUGAUCAAGACAUAUGACGACCUCACGCCAGAGGAGAAGAGCAUACCCGACGAUUGGCUUCCCCGCCUACAUCACUGCAACCGAAUGGGCGUCCUCGACUCGCAGGAGAAGAAGGAAGCCGCGCGGCAGAAGAUCUGGGCACUGGUUUUCGACGGCUGGAAUACCGACUCCCCGAUCCCCAAGCCCACUAGUCCCGGCGGGAGCAAAGCCGAGGAUGGAAUCGUCAAGAUUGGCGUUCUCAACGAGGAUGCUCCGAGUUGCCGAAAGCGGAAGGCUGAUGGAUCAAUGGCCCCCUUACCUGCCAGGCGUUCUCGCGGCGCUGAUGUGUUCAUCAAGGCGAAAGCUCACUGGCUACGCCAAGAUCUGUGCUUCCCCCUCUGCGACUCACGAGGCCUAGCAUUCGCCUCCAACAUCAGCUAUAGAAAGCUUCCUGGAAGCACUCUCGGUCGACUGAAGGGCGAAUGCAGUAGCCGCUGGGACUCGACUGAAGUCUACCGCGGACGAAAGGCGAACAACGAACUCGUUGCUUACUGGGCAAGAAAUAAGCUCGUAUUCUCUCUCAAGAACAACUGGAGAGGCCGCGGAGACCCUGAAGCUGUUGGUCUCCCUGGCUCGCAAACCACCGCCACACUCGAAGGCCGGCCCACGAUGGAAAUUGACCAGAUCAUCGACCUUGGAAAGUUGACAUACAUUAAGCUAUGCAUCGAUAUCUGGGAGGCAUACCACGACGCCGCCAGCUUUCACAUGGCAAUGAACAAAGACUACUCUGGGGUCUUCGAACUGUCCUCUUAG
Colletotrichum chrysophilum is the source of this 885-nucleotide messenger RNA. RefSeq lists its product as uncharacterized. The transcript has 2 exons. Bases 1 to 885 code for a protein of 294 amino acids. Lineage: Eukaryota; Fungi; Ascomycota; Sordariomycetes; Glomerellales; Glomerellaceae. The record is from RefSeq and is a predicted model, not a curated record.